Molecule: messenger RNA, 1707 nt
Organism: Abrus precatorius (Indian licorice)
Lineage: Eukaryota; Viridiplantae; Streptophyta; Magnoliopsida; Fabales; Fabaceae
Product: two-component response regulator ARR11-like
Exons: 5
Coding region: 1-1707 (568 amino acids)
Biological process (GO): phosphorelay signal transduction system; cytokinin-activated signaling pathway
Molecular function (GO): DNA binding; DNA-binding transcription factor activity
Source: RefSeq, a predicted model, not a curated record
AUGGAUAAUGGUUGCUUCCCUUCUCAACGCCACGAUGCUUUUCCAGCUGGUCUGCGAGUUCUUGUUGUUGAUGAUGAUCCAACGUGGUUGAGGAUCCUUGAAAAGAUGCUCAAGAAGUGCUUUUAUGAAGUGACAACAUGUUGUUUAGCAACAGAGGCUCUAAAAAAGCUUCGCGAAAGGAAAGAUGCAUAUGACAUAGUCAUAAGCGAUGUAAACAUGCCGGACAUGGAUGGUUUCAAACUUCUUGAGCAAGUUGGACUUGAGAUGGAUCUUCCUGUCAUUAUGAUGUCUGUUGAUGGGGAAACAAGUAGGGUGAUGAAAGGUGUUCAACAUGGGGCAUGUGAUUAUCUGCUCAAGCCAAUAAGGAUGAAAGAACUACGAAAUAUAUGGCAGCAUGUGUUUAGAAAGAGGAUACAUGAGGCAAGAGAAUUUGAAAGUCAUGAGGGUUUUGAGGGCAUUCAAUUAAUGAGAAAUGGAUCAGAUCAGUCUGAUGAUGGUAACCUGUUUUCUGUUGAAGAAAUGACCUCAAUGAAGAAAAGGAAAGAUGUAGAGAACCAACAUGAUGACAGAGAAUUGGCAGAUCAUUCUACCACAAAGAAAGCUAGAGUAGUUUGGUCUGUGGAUCUUCAUCAGAAGUUUGUUAAAGCAGUGGAUCAAAUUGGAUUUGAUAAAGUUGGUCCCAAGAAAAUUCUAGAUUUGAUGAAUGUUCCAUGGCUAACUAGAGAAAAUGUUGCUAGUCACUUGCAGAAAUACAGGCUUUACUUGAGUAGGUUGCUGAAGGAAAAUGAGCAGAAAUGUUCCUCAAAUGAAAUAAAAAAUUCAGAUUCACCUUCGAAAGAUCCAGGAAGUUUUAGUUUUCUGAACACAGCAAACAAGCAACAAAGUGAUGUUGCAAUUGAGAGCUUCAAAUAUUCAGAAGGAACUUUACUACUUCAAAUGGAUGCUACAAGUCAUGAAAGUGAUUUCAAGGAAAUUGUCUCUGAGACAACAACAGAAAAAAGGAGAGUUUUAAGUAGUGACAUUCCUGACCCAAAGAUACAAAAAGGUUCACAGAUGGUUCUUAACCAACCUUUUGCAUCUUUGGAGUCAUCAGAAGCAAACCAUGCAAUAUUUGAUUGCAUCAUACCAACACAGUACUCUGGCAAAGAAGUUGCAAAAGCGCCACCCAAAGAAGAACAAAAGACACUAGUUCAAUUGGAGGAUAGCUUCAGUCAAUUACCAUUACACGAUGCACAGCAUCACAUUCAGGUUGAUCAAUCACAAUCAUUUGCUUCAAUUAAUUCCAAUCCUUCUUUAACUAUAACAGAAGAAAAGGUUGCUACCAACUUAGAGACCAAACCUUUAUAUAGUGGUUACACAAGUGAUUAUGUCAGUCCUGUGAGUUCAAUAGGAUCUGCAGUUGAUGCCUUUUCUAAUCAUUCCAAAGGCCUUAGGCUGAAUGAUCAAUCUUCAGAAUCUAUUUUAGCUUCAAAUUUGGGCCUGAAGACACAGGGAUUUAAUCUAGAUUGCAAUACUGAUCUAGAGUUUUAUCAAAGAAACCUACUAUUAGGUGGUGAGGCAGCUUCUGCACCUUUGGAGGAGGACUUGAAUUUCUUUUUGCUACAAGGUGAAUGCUAUAAUAUGAACUUUGGUGGCCGUCAGAACAUAGAGAUGUCAGAGUAUUAUGAUCCAAGGCUUAUCGCUGAAGUUCCUACCCCUUUUUUAUGA